Messenger RNA from Penicillium cinerascens, 2844 nucleotides. It is a transcript of the gene pmt1, whose product is annotated as protein mannosyltransferase 1. The transcript has 4 exons. The record is from RefSeq and is a predicted model, not a curated record. NCBI's taxonomy places the organism in Eukaryota, Fungi, Ascomycota, Eurotiomycetes, Eurotiales, Aspergillaceae. Gene Ontology annotation, molecular function: dolichyl-phosphate-mannose-protein mannosyltransferase activity. Bases 1 to 2844 code for a protein of 947 amino acids. Gene Ontology annotation, cellular component: membrane; endoplasmic reticulum. Gene Ontology annotation, biological process: protein O-linked glycosylation via mannose.
AUGGGUCAGAAGUCGAAAGACACGCUGGCCGUUCGGCCCCAGAGCCGCUCGGGCAAGCGCUCGCCCAGUCGCUCGCCGAGACCCAACAAUCGCAAGCCGGUGAAAACCUCCAGCUAUGCAUCGGAUGGCGUCAAGGACUAUGACAUUCUCAACCUCCCUGCCUCGGAUUAUAAGCUGCUCACGCUGGUGACGCUAAUUGCCGCGGCUGUGCGUCUGUUCCGUAUCUACCAGCCCACCAGCGUUGUCUUCGAUGAAGUCCACUUCGGUGGAUUCGCGACCAAGUAUAUUAAGGGACGUUUCUUUAUGGAUGUACACCCGCCGCUUGCCAAACUGCUGAUUACGCUGGCUGGCUGGCUGGCCGGCUUCGAUGGCGAAUUCGACUUCAAGGAUAUUGGCAAGGACUACAUUGAACCCGGUGUGCCGUAUGUGGCAAUGCGCAUGCUGCCCGCCAUCAUGGGUGUCCUGACCGUUUCCUUGAUGUUCCUGACACUCAAGGCCACUGGCUGCCGCUCUUCGACCGCCGUGACGGGUGCUGGUGUCGUUAUCUUCGAAAAUGCGCUGACCACCCAAUCGCGCCUGAUUCUUUUGGAUUCGCCGUUGAUCUUUUUCACUGCUCUUACCGCACUGACAUUCACCUGCUUCUCCAACCAGCAAGAGUUGGGCCCGUCCCAUGCCUUCAAGGGCCCCUGGUGGUUCUGGUUGGUUGCCAGUGGUCUCUCCUUGGGUGCUACACUCAGCGUCAAGUGGGUCGGUCUCUUCACCAUGGCUUGGGUUGGAUCCCUCACCAUUAUCCAAUUAUGGGUGUUGCUCGGUGACUCGAAGACUGUCACACCGCGGCUUUGGUUCAAGCACUUUACCUCCCGUGUGUUCUGUUUGAUUAUCAUCCCCAUUGGAUUUUACAUGGCCAUGUUUGCCAUCCACUUCCUCUGCCUGGUUAACCCUGGCGAGGGCGAUGGUUUCAUGUCUUCCGAGUUCCAGGCCACUUUGAACUCCAAGGGUAUGCAGGACGUUGCGGCCGAUGUCGCGUUCGGUUCCCGAGUCAGCCUUCGUCACCUGAACACUCAGGGUGGUUACCUGCACUCUCACAACCACAUGUACCCCACUGGCAGCAAGCAGCAACAGGUCACUCUCUAUCCCCACAAGGAUGACAACAACCUCUUCAUCAUGGAGAAUCAGACCCAGCCUCUGGGUCCCUACGGAGAGGUUGAGGGCCCGUGGGCUUGGGAUAACCUGACCACCAGCAACAUCGAAGAUGGAUCGCUCAUCCGCUUGUAUCACCAAAUCACCCACCGACGUAUUCACUCUCACGACGAGCGCCCCCCGGUGACCGAGGCUGACUGGCAGUUUGAAGUCUCUGCCUAUGGAUACGAAGGAUUCCCCGGUGACGCCAACGAUCUGUUCAAGGUUGAGAUUGUGAAGUCCAUGUCCGACGGCGAGGAGGCCAAGAAGCGCCUGCGCACCAUUCAAACCAAGUUCAGGCUGGUUCACGUCAUGACUGGAUGUGUUCUCUUCUCCCACAAGGUCAAGCUUCCAGACUGGGGUUACGAACAACAGGAAGUGACCUGUGCCAAGGGAGGUACUCUCCCUAACAGCAUCUGGUACGUCGAGGACAACACCCACCCUGCGAUGCCCGCAGACGCCGAGAAGGUGAACUACCGUAAUCCGGGCUUCCUGGGUAAGUUCUGGGAGCUGCAGAAGGUGAUGUGGACAACCAAUGCCGGCCUGGUUGAGUCUCACGCCUGGGAUUCUCGCCCUCCGUCUUGGCCCACUCUCCUCCGUGGUAUCAACUUCUGGGGCAGGGACCACCGUCAGGUUUACCUUCUGGGUAAUCCCCUCAUUUGGUGGAGUUCUACCCUGGCUAUUGCUAUCUACGUUGUCUUCAAGGGCAUUGCGGUCAUUCGUUGGCAGAGAAGCUGCAAUGACUACAACCACAUUUCCUUCAAGCGUUUCGAUUACGAAGUCGGUACCAGCGUCCUGGGAUGGGCCUUCCACUACUUCCCCUUCUACCUCAUGGCUCGUCAGCUCUUCCUGCACCAUUAUCUCCCGGCCCUCUACUUCGCCAUUCUGGUUCUUUGCCAGCAGUUCGACUUUGUCACCAACCGCAUUAAGUGCCUUGGUCUCGCUUCGAAGCCCGUGAUUGGCAAGGCUCUGAUGGCUGUCUUCCUGCUGCUCAGCAUUGCAGUGUUCACUCUUUACUCUCCGCUUGUCUACGGCAACCCCUGGACUCAAGGUGCUUGCCAGAAGGUGAAGCUCCUGAGUUCGUGGGAUUUCGACUGCAACACAUUCCACACCGACUUGAGCCAAUAUGUCACCGCAAUUGAUUCCCCCAUUGCUGUCCCGACCACCCAAUCCUCCCAGGCUCCUCCCGCACCUCCUGUCCAGGAACAGCAACAGCAACAGCAACAGCAGCCUGUCGAGCCUGUCGAACCUGUCGAGGAGCAGCAGGACCAGGCAGCCACGACUGAGCCUAAGAUAUCUGGGUCGAUGGCUCGCGUCGAAUACCGUGACCAGCACGGCAACGUUCUGCCCGAGACUCUCGUUGCCUCGCUCCGCGCAGAGGGGAAGGUCAAGUUUGAGACCCGCUACGAAUCCCUGGCGAGCCUCGAGAAUGCCCAGGAGGUUCCCAUCGUGGAUGGCAAGCCCCAGUUCCCCGAGCCUCAGGCUCCUCCACACCCCGAUGUCGAGGGUCAGAACCCCGAAACUGGUAGUUACCCCGAGGACUCGGUGCCGCCGGAGCGCCCUGCCUCUAUUGUUGAAGGUGAUAUCCAGUCCACUGAGGAACGCAAGGCUCCCCAGGCCAAGCCUGCGAGUGAAGGUAAUGACGCUACUCAAGGCACCGAGUAG